Didymodactylos carnosus is the source of this 474-nucleotide messenger RNA. NCBI's taxonomy places the organism in Eukaryota, Metazoa, Rotifera, Eurotatoria, Philodinida, Philodinidae. The record is from the annotation of a GenBank genome assembly.
AUUUCUACAAAAAUAUCUGCAAAAUACAAAAGUAUGUUACUUAUAAUCAAUUAAAUGGUAUAUAGCAUCGUUUUUUCCAGUUAUCUGUACUAUUGAUCUAAACACAUUUACUUCUCUUGAUUUAGCUAUAUUUGAAUUUAAAGGUACUGAUAGUAUUGGUAAAAUAGUAUUUCCAGCUGUUCAAGCAGCCCCAGCCAUAAGUACAUCAUUUCCAUUUAUAUUUGAUUCUAAGCAAAUAGCACAACCUUUACCUUGUUUAAUACCAUGUGCAAUUGAUCAAGUAAGUACAUAGCAACCAUUGCCAUAUCGUAUAAUUUUCAGCACCUUGUAGUAAAGUUAUCAUCGAUCUAUCUGUCGACCUCUGAAUACAACGCUACGAAUUUUCAGAUAUCGACAAUGUAUACGAUAUAUCUCAGUCUAUCCUGUACUAAAUGUGAGCAUGAAAAACUGUAUCGAAUGAUGUGCAUAUGAAGU